Molecule: messenger RNA, 3218 nt
Organism: Manis javanica (Malayan pangolin)
Lineage: Eukaryota; Metazoa; Chordata; Mammalia; Pholidota; Manidae
Gene: ARL5C
Product: ARF like GTPase 5C
Molecular function (GO): GTP binding; GTPase activity
Source: RefSeq, a predicted model, not a curated record
AGCCAGCAGAACCUCACUUUCAUUCUGCACUUGGUGAUGGGGUGGGGGGCAGGAUGCACUAAGAUGUUCCAUCCCCCCCAGGAAACAGAUGGUAACAAUGUUGAAAACAUUACUGCUUCUUCCAGCACCCUUCUGUGUCCCCACCCUACUGCACCCUGCCAAAUCCCCAGUUCCUUCUUUCCCAGGGCCGAAAUGGGUAGUCAACUCUCUCUCUCCCUGGGCACCAAGGUGGGUGGGAUGAAAAUUCUGUAUUUAGUGAACCGUUCUCCCUCUUUUCUUCCCAUACUUUCUCAGUCCUCUUCAAUUCAUGCUCACACUCCCUUUUUAAUACUUCAAGCACCAUUUCUCAGGCUAGAGCUUAACUCACCAUACAUCAUCCAAUAGUUAACACUUUUCUACUACAUGUGGGGCACUGGACCAGGCAGCAGGGAGUAGGGGGCACACAGGGAGUAGGGGGCACACAGCAAGACAGGAGCCUGCCCUCUAGGACUCACCAUUGAAUGGAGGAAACAGGCAUGCCAGGCUAUACAGUCUCAGUGUAAAGAGAAGCCCCAUUUACUUAAUAACCAGGAUAAGGUUUGGGAAGUAGAUGACUUUUAUGGAGGCAGGUAAAAGGUCCCAGGAACCAUCUUUCUGAGAAGCUGAAAGGCAUUCAGGAGGAGGAAAUGCAGAAGCAAAAGCCCAAUAAGAAAGAGCCAGGCGUGCGUGGGCAAAGACCAGUGGAUGCAGAACAUGGCAGAUGAGAACCUGCAAAGGCAGGUGGGGCUCUUCAUGGAGGGCCUUGAGUGUCAGGUGAGGACACUGUUCUGAAUCCAGUGGGCAGCGGGGAACCAUUGAAGGUUUAUGAGCUGUGGAGUAACAGGCUCUGAGCUGUGCUUUUGGAUGGUUAAAGGGGCUUUUGGAUGGACAAGGAGAAUGCCUUGUCCAAGAGGGAGGCAAAGACAGGGAGACUAGUUAAAGGGCUAUUCCCUAGUGGAGGGGGGCACUAACGGGCUGUCGGAGGGUGGUGGCAAGGGGGUGGAAGGUGCCCAUUCUCUCUUACUAACUGCCCCCUCAGCCUGAGGUUGGUUUCCCUUCUCUGUUUCUCUUUUUGUUUUCUGGGUUUUCCCAGUUUAAGCAAAGAAGGAAAUUCACAACAGGAGGCUCCCUCUUCCUCUCCCUCCUCCAGCCUGGCUGUCGCCUGGUCCAGAUUCUCCUCUGCUGACUUUUUCCAUACGGACCCCUCUGUAGGGGUGGGAGAUCUCUCUUUUUGCUCUAUCCCUAUGUUCAGAUGCUCACACUCAGGGAAGAGGGAGUUGUGCCUGAGCAGUUGGUUUGUUAAUGGUAGAAGCAGCACUGAUUUAUUCCUGAAGUUGCUCAGCACCAAGGGACCUGCAAAAGGAGGGGAGACCCUGCUCUUCCUCAAGGGAACUCAUUUUGAGUGCGCCUACAAAACCCACCACACUAGUGAAACGACUAGAGAUCUGUUGAGGGUUGGAAUAUUCUUUUGGCACAGAGAGGAUCAGUAAGCUCUUCUGCCUCACGCAGCUCACCAGAAGGAGGGUGGCUUAGAGUUUAGCUUCAGCCUAGACAUGGCACUUGGAGAAGGGAGAGUUGGGAUCCAGUUAAGGCCACUGUUGUCUAGUCUCCCCGAUUUGCAAUGGGGCAACUCUGGUGUUUCUCAGGGCAGGGGUAGGCUGUGGAGUCCAGACCCCACUUUCCUUGCACCUCCAGAGCUCUGAACAGGCAGCUCUUCUUCACGGUGACGUCCAUCGCGCCCGCGAGGGGGCCAGUGUCCCAAGGGAUUCUCAGGCCCCGCAGGUGACUCGUGGGGCUUGGAUGACCUUUUAGGCGAAGUCCGCCAGCCCUCCCCAGUGGGAGGGGCUCCAAGCACCCGGGCUCCACCCGCGCCCCCCAGAAGAUCGCCGAGUCCUGCCCCUGCCAGGCCCGGGACGCACCAUGGGACAACGGAUCGCCAAGUUGAUGGGAAUCUUCGGGAAACAGGCUUGAUGAAUGAGGUGGUCCACAUGGGUCCCACCAUUGGUAGCAACGUGGAGGAGAUUGUUCUGUGGAAGACCCACUUCUUCAUGUGGGACAUAGGGGGACAGGAGGCUCUGCGUUCCACCUGGAACACAUACUACUCCAACACAGAAUUCAUCAUCCUUGUCAUUGACAGCACAGACCGGGAUCGGCUGCUGACCGCACAGGAGGAGCUAUUUAAGAUGCUGGGUCAUGAGGCUCUACGAGAUGUUUCUGUCCUUAUCUUUGCCAGCAAGUAGGAUAUGGAGGAAGCCAUGACCGCUGUGGAGAUUUCCUGAUUCCUUACUCUCAGUGGCAUCAAAGACCACCCAUGGCACAUACAGGGCUGCUGUGCCCUCACCAGGGAAGGGCUGCCCACUGGGCUCCAGUGGAUGCAGUCUCAGGCCACUGACGACUGAUGUCCCAGCCUGAGGCCAACCAGAAACUCUGGAAGUUUUGCUUGGACUAUGUGGGUGGAAAACCCAAAUGACUAUUACGUUUUUAUGAUAAGAAGUGGGAGCAGGAUCAGGGAUGGACAGUGAGGUUGCCACAGUCCACCCAACCCCCACCGAGGAGCUAGACUGCCACCCUGAAUUGCUGUAGACAAGACAACAGAAAAAGCCACCCUUCACUCCAGGGGAGCAGGUGUCCUUGGAGCCACCAAAGAAGCUGUCGGAUGUGUUGGGGGAUUAGGAAGUGGAGUUCCUCCCCUUGCACCCAGAAAAGGUUCUGGGUGCUGAGGGGGUGGGAGAGCAGACUAAAACUCCUGAAAUUGCUCUUGACUUCCUAGAACCCAGCCCCAACCUCUUCACCCCCAUCUCAGCUUUCUGGCCCCUCAGCCAUCUUUGGGCAAAGGAGGUCCCACAAUGGUGAAAGGCAUAGGCUCAGGGAAAGGAAGUCAGAGCCCAAAUCUGGGGGCUGGGUGGGGUUGGCGGGGACAGUGGGAGGAGGACAGGGCAUCCCAUCUAGGAACAGUCCCUUGCAUUACAAGGAAGUCCACUCCUCCCUCACCUUUCCAAUCCCUCUUGAGAUGCUGGCUCCAACCACAGCUUUUGAACUUUAGGCCACCCCAUCGUGGGCCCUUCACUCCCAGUGUCCUUCCAAUGUGAAACCCAUUCCUCCCAAAUGUCCCAGAUUCCCCAGCAUCUGCUUAUCUCGUCUGUUGAACCAUUUCUGUAAUGAUUUUUUUUACAUUGUUUUAGGAUUUUUGCAAAGGUGUA